AUGGUGAACUCCGCGCCCGUGAGAGGAGUGGAGAUCCUCGGAGGACCUCGCGGCGUUGGAAAGGAGCAAGUCGGAGGUCGGCAAAGACAGCGAGCUCAGCAUCGACUCAUUGCACCAAACAUCACCAAACAUCACUCCGCACUGAAUUGGCGCGAAAGUGGGACCGUUUAUAGACAUGCGCGGUUCUUGGUUCCGCAUAUAAAACGGAAUAAAACUUGCAACUCAGCGUUCGUGACGACUGUCCAACUGCAGUCCCCGACCUCAAUCCACCACCGACAGUCCGCAGCUCAGCGAAUUCUGGUAAUCUCCCUUUUCACAUCAAUUCCCGCGAAUGCUGCUCAUGUCCCUUUUCUUGCCAUGCCAGAUCCAUCCUCCUCCCCGUUCCACACCUCCUCCUCCUCAUCCUCUCCUCCUCUCCUCUCCACUCCCACCUCUACUUCGCUUCCCACCACGUGA
Molecule: messenger RNA, 456 nt
Organism: Serpula lacrymans var. lacrymans S7.9
Lineage: Eukaryota; Fungi; Basidiomycota; Agaricomycetes; Boletales; Serpulaceae
Exons: 1
Coding region: 1-456 (151 amino acids)
Source: RefSeq, a predicted model, not a curated record